AUGGCGCUUAAGAUGAACUCUAAAAAAACGGCAGGAAAAGCAAGCGUACAGGAACCGGAGACAGAUGAAGAGGACUAUGAAGUCGCAGAUCUAUCCGCAAUUCCAACCCCAAAAGUGGAGUUUGUAAUGCCUAAUCUGACGCCAUUGGAUAGUUGCAAAGUAGAGUAUCCCUCUAAUUUUUGCCGGCAACCUCACGUUUCUCAGUUGAAUUAUUGGACAAGUAAGUUAUUUGACAGAUAA
Cooperia oncophora is the source of this 240-nucleotide messenger RNA. Lineage: Eukaryota; Metazoa; Nematoda; Chromadorea; Rhabditida; Trichostrongylidae. The record is from the annotation of a GenBank genome assembly.